Funneliformis geosporum is the source of this 816-nucleotide messenger RNA. NCBI's taxonomy places the organism in Eukaryota, Fungi, Glomeromycota, Glomeromycetes, Glomerales, Glomeraceae. The record is from the annotation of a GenBank genome assembly.
AUGCGAUAUUCAAAAGGACCUAAUAAGGGCAAAAUUUAUUCACCAUAUUUACAGAAAAAAGCUUAUGAAUCCAUAACUCAAAGUCUUUAUAAGCAUCAGUCCACAUAUAAGUCUCUACAAGAAUCUAAUACAAAAUUAAAAGCUGAUUUUAAAAGGCAUCACAGACAAAAUCAAACAUUAAUUAGAAAAACACAAUCACUUGGAGUUCAAAAUAGACAUCUUCGUAAUCAAAAAUCAAAUCAUAUAUCUAAAAUUCGUUCUUUAGUUCAAUGCUUUCAUCAGAUUUCUGACGCAACAUUUCAAAAAAAAAUUAAAUCUAUCUUUGAAACUAACAAACACAAAUAUACAUCUAAUACUGUUUGGCUUGCAACUAGUAUCUCACAAGUUGGCCAAAUAUCAUUAAAUUCAACAGUAGAAUGUAUGAAACUAAUUUAUGAGUUUUUAAUUGGAGAACCACCACAAAAUUGGCUAUCAAUUUCAACAUUGCGUACUUGGCAUCAGGAUGUUUCAGAAUUAUAUGUUAAUGCUCAAAUCUGUCAAGUAGCCAAUGCCUCAGCAUUCAGAAUUAUGGUUGAUGAAUCAACAAGAGUUUUAACUCAAUUUCAAGAUAUUCAAAAGUGCAAUGCAGAAACUGUAUGUGAAACUGAUAUUAUUAAUAUUAAACAAGAUGGUUUAGAUCUUACCAAAUGUACAUUAUGGGUAACUGACAAUACAGCAUAUAUGUCAGAAAACAAAGAUGAUGUGAUUACACUUUUUAAUAAAAGAAUAGGCUUAAAAUCAUUAAGAAUUGGAAGUGGACUUCAUAUAAUUCAAAUU